This is a messenger RNA of Impatiens glandulifera, 2867 nucleotides long. Its product is annotated as triacylglycerol lipase SDP1-like. The coding region runs from base 291 to 2774 and encodes 827 amino acids. NCBI's taxonomy places the organism in Eukaryota, Viridiplantae, Streptophyta, Magnoliopsida, Ericales, Balsaminaceae. The record is from RefSeq and is a predicted model, not a curated record. Gene Ontology annotation, biological process: lipid metabolic process. Gene Ontology annotation, molecular function: triacylglycerol lipase activity. The transcript has 3 exons.
UGGGUUUCCUUUGCCGUUUUUGGAGGACAGUUGCAGUCUUGCAGAGACUGUCUUCUUCUUUCUUCUUCUUCCUUAUCCAUUUUACUUUUGUCUCAAUUUUUAUCCUUCCCAACUCCCGAUGCAUCAUCAAAUGUUAUCUUCUCCUUCCCCUUCAUCUCUGUUUCGACAAUUGUCCAAUUCAUACCGGUGAACAACCAACCUCUUCAGCCAGCUUUGCUUCCCCUUAAUUCCUUCAUCAACGAACAAUUCAUUGUCCUCAUCCUGGUGGAUUAUAUAUAGACUUACAUAAUAUGGAUAUUAUAAGUAACGAGGCAAGAGUUGAUUCAUUCUCGAUCGGUCCUUCAACCAUUAUGGGUAGAACAAUCGCCUUCAAGAUCCUCUUCUGCAAAUCCAUUUCACAUCUCAAACACCACCUUUUCCGAUUGUUUCUCUACCUUUUGCAUAAAGCCAACACUUUUCUAAAUCUCUAUGUCAAACCAUUGCUCUCCCAUCUUCAUCCACGAAACCCACAACUUAUAUUGGCCGUGGUUACAAUUAUAGCAUUUGGAUUGAAACGCUUUACCAAUGUUCAAGUCAAGGCUGAGAUGGCUUACCGUAGGAAAUUUUGGAGGAACAUGAUGCGAACGGCUUCCACGUACGAGGAAUGGGCUCAUGGUGCUAAGAUGUUGGAUAAAGAGACACCCAGAAUUAUGAACGAGUCGAACCUAUACGACGAGGAAUUAGUAAGAAAUAAACUCCAGGAGCUUCGUCACCGAAGGCAAGAAGGGUCGUUGAGAGACAUCACGUUCUUCAUGCGAGCUGAUUUGAUUAGAAAUCUGGGUAAUAUGUGCAAUCCGGAGCUUCAUAAAGGAAGGCUUCAAGUUCCUAAACUGAUUAAGGAAUAUAUCGAUGAGGUCUCGACCCAGUUGAAAAUCGUUUGCGAUUCUGAUUCAGACGAUCUACUCCUGGAGGAGAAGCUUUCGUUUAUGCAUGAAACCAGACAUGCAUUUGGAAGAACUGCUUUGCUGUUGAGUGGAGGAGCUUCUCUUGGAGCUUUCCACUUUGGUGUUGUGAAAACAUUAGUUGAGCACAAGCUUCUGCCGAGGAUUAUUGCUGGGUCGAGUAUUGGAUCGUUUAUGUGUUCUGUUGUCGCGACUAGAUCCUGGCCGGAGCUGCAGAGUUUCUUCGAGGAUUCAUGUCUUUCUUUCCAGUUAGUUGAACAGAUGGGUGGGAUUUUUACUGUUUUUAAAAGGGUUAUGAGCGGUGGUGCUGUUCAUGAGAUUAGACAACUUCAGAAUCUGUUGAGAAAUCUUACCAACAAUCUUACCUUUCAAGAAGCUUAUGACAUGACGGGUCGAAUUCUUGGGAUUACUGUUUGUUCCAUGAGAAAACAUGAACCUCCAAGAUGUCUUAAUUAUUUGACUUCACCUCAUGUUGUGAUAUGGAGUGCUGUCACUGCUUCGUGUGCUUUUCCAGUUGUUUUUGAAGCUCAAGAACUCAUGGCUAAGGAUAGAACCGGAGCAAUUGUUCCUUAUCACCCACCUUUCCAUCUCGAUCCGGAUGAGCCUAAUUCUUCUGGGUCGAAUUCAUUUACUCGUCGUUUUUGGAGGGAUGGUAGUUUGGAGAUUGAUUUACCAAUUAUGCAGUUGAAGGAGCUGUUUAAUGUCAAUCAUUUCAUUGUUAGUCAAGCUAAUCCUCAUAUUGCACCUUUGUUGAGGAUAAAGGACUUCAUUCGAGCUUAUGGAGGCAACUUUGCAUCUAAGCUUGCCCAUUUGGUUGAGUUGGAGGUAAAACACAGAUGCAACCAAAUAUUAGGAGUGGGGUUUCCAUUAGGCGGAAUUGCCAAGCUUUUUGCUCAAGAUUGGGAAGGCGACAUAACCGUCGUCAUGCCUGCCACUUUAGCUCAGUACUCGAAACUGUUACAAAAUCCAUCUAACCUGGAUAUUCAGAAGGCAGCCAACCAGGGAAGGAGGUGUACAUGGGAGAAGUUGUCUGCUAUAAAAGCAAACUGUGGAAUCGAACUUGCUCUCGACGAUUGUGUAGCGAUUCUGAACCAUAUGCGUCGUUUAAAAAGGAGUGCUCAGAGAGCUGCUGCGGCUGCUUCUUCCUCGUCCACAUCUCAUGGUCCGGCUAGCUCUAGGUUCAACGCUUCAAGAAGAAUCCCUUCGUGGAACCGGAUAGCUAGGGAGAACUCGACAGGUUCGCUGGAUGAAGAGCAUUUUGUAGAAGCCACAUCAUUGCUCAGUCAUGGUAACCAUGGAGGGAUGAGUAACCGUGUCACACGGAAUAGACACGACGGGAGUGAUAGUGAGACCGAGAGUGUGGACCUGAAUUGCUGGACCAGAUCGGGUGGUCCAUUGAUGAGAUCGACUUCGGCCGAUAAGUUCACGGACUUCAUUGAGAAUUUGGAGGAUCAGAGUGGGGAUAUAAUAGAAAACAGAGUUGUGAUACAGAGUUGUAGUAGUAAUAGUAGUAUUAUGGUUGCUGAAGGCAAUCUUUUGCAGCCUGAAAGAAGAGAUAAUGGUAUUGUUUUUAAUAUUGUAAAGAGGGAAGACUUGACGACAACAACAACAAGCAAUUCUCCUCCGUCAAACAGUUUAGAGGCGGAAUGUAUGCAGCAGCAGCAGCUUGAAACAUCGGAAAAGGAGGAGGAGAUCGAUAUUGUGAGCUCGUCGGAAUCAGACUGCGACGAUGAUGAGGAGAAUAACCGCACCGAUGUGAAUAAUGAGGAGGAGCAUAAUCGUUUCGAGUUGAGCGAUUACAAUGUGAUCGAUGGAAGCGUUAUUGAUUAUUAACAGCUUAUUCACAUGUUUUGGUAAGUCAAGUUCAAAUAUUAUAUGUAACAUUAUUUAUGAAUGAUUGAUUAGUCACAUUAAAUAUGUGCUUGU